UGGAAAAUUGAGAUGGAACAGAACAGUAUUACGACAUAUGUGAAGGACACUGCAGCAUACAUAACAAAAGACAAUUGCUGCACCAUUCAAUAUUAUAAUUGCCAUCGAUCACACAGUCACCAAACAAAGGAAACAUGUUUGAGGGGUAGCAAAAAAAUUGGGCAUGCUUGUCCCUUACGAAUUAUGUGCAAGGUUGAUUACUGGAAGACACAUGUGGGACAUGAAAAUUUGAUAAAAUAUGUGCGGCUGGAUCAAAAUUUGAUCAGAAACAUCGAGGAUCAAAUUAAAGCAGGCGUAGAUGAUGACUUUAUUAUAAAAAACAUAUGUUAAGAUUGUUAUAACAAAAAAUUACUGAGAACUUCGAUGAUAACGAAGAAAGAU
Ctenocephalides felis (cat flea) is the source of this 381-nucleotide messenger RNA. RefSeq lists its product as uncharacterized. NCBI's taxonomy places the organism in Eukaryota, Metazoa, Arthropoda, Insecta, Siphonaptera, Pulicidae. The record is from RefSeq and is a predicted model, not a curated record. The transcript is spliced from 2 exons. The coding region runs from base 13 to 330 and encodes 105 amino acids.